Brassica rapa (field mustard) is the source of this 3093-nucleotide messenger RNA. Its product is annotated as reticulon-like protein B7. The record is from RefSeq and is a predicted model, not a curated record. NCBI's taxonomy places the organism in Eukaryota, Viridiplantae, Streptophyta, Magnoliopsida, Brassicales, Brassicaceae. Gene Ontology annotation, biological process: response to bacterium.
AAGAAAAAGUUUUUACUUUCAUUAAAUGCUAAACAUGGCACAUGCCAUAGUUCGGGGUAUGGUAUGGGCAAAGCAAUUGCCAUGGUGCUGCUGCUUUUACCUUCAACGCGUUGUUUUUAGUAUGGGUUGAGCCUUGGGCCGACUGACUAUCAGGCCCACAUUCAUAAGUACAACAAAAAGUUGUUGAGAGAGCUUUAGAACACAAGGCUCGGGGCAUAACGAACCACUAGGCUCGAGUGGGUAUAUAAACAGCUUUUGCCUCUAUUAUUUCUCGAAUCCGUUACAUCGGCAAGCGAUCGAGAGAGAAGAAAGAGGAGAAUGGAGAAGGAGGAGGAGAAGCUAGAGAGAGUGGGACCAUUGGAGGAGCCGCUGAUGAAAAACAUCGUACCAGAGGAGGAUUCGCUAUCCAUGUCGGAUACAGAUAGCGAGAUACCUGAUUCUCCCGUUCCCAUCAACGCUCCGAUCUACCGUAUGUUUGGACGAGAACGUCCGAUCCACAUGGUUCUCGGCGGAGGUAAACCUGCUGAUGUGUUGUUGUGGAGGGACAAGAAGGUCACGGCAGGGUUAGUGGGUGCAGUGACUGUGAUCUGGCUCUUGUUUGGUUUCGGACAUUGUCGUCUUCUUACAUUUGUUUGUCGUGGAUCGAUCCUCUUUCUGCUUCUCUCAUUCGUCUGGUCCAAUGCACUCAACAGAUCUCCUGAGAAGAUAAUGGAAAUUUAUAUCCCUGAGAAGCCGUUACUCCAAGCUGCUUCUGCAUUGACCUUUGAGGUUAACUGUGCUCUUGCAACUUUAAGGAGCAUUGCGUUAGAGAGAGACAUCAAAAACUUUGCACUGGUAGUCAUAGGACUUUGGCUCGUAUCAAUAAUCGGAAGCUGGUUCAGCUUCUUGUCAUUGAUCUACAUCUGCUUUGUAUUGAUUCACACGGUGCCAAAGCUGUAUGAGAAGUAUGAAGAUGAGAUUGAUCCAAUCGCUGAGAAGGCUGUGAUUGAGAUGAAAAAGCAUUUCCAAGUUCUUGAAGCCAAGUUCUUAAAUAAGAGCCAUCAUCAUUAGCCAAACUACUCCAAAAUCAAACAGUUUAGUUCAUUUUAUUUAUUCUUUUUUUGUUUGGGUGUUCAAGUCGUUUCCUAUGUUCAUGUGGUUUUGAUUACUUCCUAUUCAAGCCAUCUAAACUUCUUUUUUUUUGUGUGGAUAUAAAGUGGGCUGAGCCUUUAUGUUAAAUUCUACACAGUCUCUCUCCAUUUUCACAAGCUACAGACAUUUAAUGGAAUCUAAACACUACAGUCCACUGAGUUGGAUUUCUAAAGAUAAGAGAAUCGACCAACAAAAUCACCAGAAACGUCCACGUGUCUUUAUAAGAAAUCUAGUCUAGUAAAAAGCGCAGCAGACUAAAAUAGAGUAGAGAAGAAGAAGAAGACGAGAAGCAGUACGCAGAAGAAGAAGAAGAAAUAGUUCGAUGGCGAUGACAGUAGCAGCUUCCACCUCUGUGGCAGUGUCUCCACCGUCCCUUACCUUCCUCCGCUACCUCCUCGCUCUUUUGGCCGAUCAUCUUUCACCUCUUAAGCUAGUUUCAGGUAACCGGUUCAUUUUUCCUCAAUCUCUCUUUCCCGGUUUAACGCAAUCUGAAAAUUCCCGACAAAUCUUCUGUAUUAUCAGAACUUUGUCUGGAUUUAAAAUAGUCCGACCGGAGAUUAAGAUUCAGCGAUGCGGCGGUUCGGUUUAGUUGUUAAAAUCUAAACUUCAAUUCGAUUUCCCCGGUUUAACAUCUGGUAUAUAGAGUGUAAGCUAAUCCAAAACCGGAAAUGGAGGGGUUUAUAGUUUAAUUCCAAUUCGGUUUACCCGGUUUAGAAUCUGGUAUAGAUAGUGUAAGAUACUCCAAACCGGAAAUUGAGAGGUUUGUAGUUUAAUUUCCGUGAAUCUAAACCGAAAGAUUGAGAUUAUCCGGUUUGCAGAAGGUUGAAUUGAUGAAGACGAGAGAUUCUUCAUCAGACGAGACCUCAACGUCCAUUGACACCAACGAACUCUUUAAUGACUUGAAGCAAAAGGUGAGAAGCCAUUUGCUUGAAACAUAGUUGUAUUGGCUUUUGCGUUCUGUUUUUUUUUUUUUUCGGUUAUGGUGUGCAGUGGGAUGGUCUUGAGAACAAGACGACUGUGAUUAUCUAAUGGAUAUUUGACUUGAAGGAUGUUUGUUUGUUAUAAGUGUGUAGCGUUGAUUUUGUUGGUAUUUUCCUCCCAUUUAUCUGAUUUUGUUGGGAUUGCUUAGUGUUCUUUUGCUUUGUCAGGACAUUCAUUAGAUCAUGAUCGUUGAUUGAACCUUGCUUUGUCUUUUGGUGUUGCUCUCACAGAUUGAGAUUUCUAUGAUAUUUGAUUGAUUUCUUGUGUUAGAGCCUCUUGAGUUUCAAAUUUUGUGUGUAUUUAGCUGAAUAAUUGCGAUAUUGCCUUCUUCUGCUUGCAAGUGGAAACAGCUUAGAACUCAGUCAAUACAAAGACAAAGUUCUUUUAAUUGUCAAUGUUGCUUCCAAAUGGUUAAAAUUUCUAUACACCUUCUGAGCUACUUACUACUUCCGUUUGAAUUUUUGGUUGCUAAACGUUCGUUUCUUGUCUUGUUUAUACGCUGAUGAUCUCAGUGGCUUUACAACAAGUACAAAGACAAAAGGUCUGGAGAUUCUAGCAUUUCCUUGUAACCAAGAAGAACCGGGAACUACUGACCCGAUUACUGACUUUGUCUGUACUCGGUUCAAAUCUGAAUUCCCUAUCUUCCACAAGAUUGAAGUGAACGGAGAGAAUGCCUCUCCUCUUUAAUAAGUUAGUUCUUAAAGAAAGGCAAAUGCGGGGACGAGAUUCAGUGGAACUUUGCUAAGUUUCUUGUUGACAGACAAGAAUGGUCAAGCUGUAGAACGUCGUUAUUACCCAAACUACUUCUCUUGAGCAUGACAUUAAGAAGCUUCUGAACAAUGGUGGUGCUGUCUGACUGAUUCGCCUGUGUUGAUAACUCUACUUUGAUCAUGAACUUCUAAUGUAAUAAAGGCAUCAUUGACUUUGAUUUGAAUCUGUUGUGCUUUUUAAAAAAUCUGAACUGGCUGGUUACUCUCACAA